UAGGCCACCGGGCACCGAUUAGGCCUUUACUGACACGCUACUCAGUUUUGGGGCCUUCCUCAUCUCAUUCUCCGCUUCUCAUCGUCUUUUUGCUUUUCUUUCGUCGCGUCGCAUUUUGCUUCCUGCGGCGGACGACGACGGCAGACCGAAAACAUAACGGAUUUUGCUUUUCCCCCGUAUACUUUCUCUUAUUUUUUGGCUUUAUUCAGCCCUUUCAAAAAAAAAAAAAAACCCAAAAUUCCGAUAGAUUUUGUCUCGGCAGGGGUAUAAAUCGUAUAGAAAUAAUAAUUAAAAAAAAAGAAAAGGAGGAGGAGGGAAAGGGGGGCUUUAAAGAGGUCCGUUUGUUUGUUUUGUGUGUGUGUGUGUGUGACUGCUGCUGCAAGAAACAGAGCACAAAGAAACAAACUCAGAUCGAAACAGAAAGAAAGAAAACAACAAGUCAUCCUCUCCUCCUCCUAUUCCAGUCCUCCCCAUCAUCACUCAACAGAUACUCAGACGAAAGAUAAAGUAGCCUCCACCCCAACCCCAGUUCUUAAAUUCUCGCUCCCGAGUUUUACGUCGCCUUUUUCCCUUUUUCCUUAUAUGCAACGCACCUUCUUAAACGCACAGAUACAUACAAAUUUGUGAUGCACACAGAUAAACCCGAACCCAUUUCACACACCAAUGCCCCAUUCUCUACUUGUUCUUAUUCUUCUCUCUAAACCCCCUUCUGAUUUCGCCUCUGAAAUUUUCCCCCUCUGGGGUUAAUCAUUAAUGCCAGCACCAGCGCCCGCGCACCUAUUUCUGUUUCAUUAUAGAACCAUGGUGGCCUCUGUUCUUUUGAUGAUUUUUGUUAUUUCUUUUUUUUUCCGGGUAGAUUACUGAAUUAGAGCUAGAUGGGUGACGUAGGACGGGGUGGGGACGCUAACGGCGUGGUGGUGAUGGGGGACGAGCGUCCAAGUUCGACGUAUGAUAACACCAGCCACCACCAACGGCACCCUGGUCCUGAUCCUGAUCCCUCCUCAAUUAAGCUGGAGAAUUUGGGUGUAGCUGAGGAAACCGCCCUGGAAGUACUUAAUGCAAUUCAUCCUACCAUGGACUCCGAAGAGAAGCGCAAAGACGUCAUCGAUUAUGUCCAGAGACUCAUCCGCAAUUCUCUUGGAUUUGAGGUUUUCCCAUAUGGUUCAGUGCCUCUGAAGACUUACCUUCCCGAUGGAGAUAUUGACUUGACCAUCUUCAGUAGUCCUUAUGUAGAGGAAUUUUGGGCCAGCGAUGUCCUAUCUAUUUUGCAAAGAGAAGAGCAGAAUGAAAAUGCUGAGUAUGAAGUGAAGGACACACAAUUCAUUGAUGCCGAGGUUAAACUCGUGAAGUGCCUCGUUCAGAACAUUGUUAUAGAUAUUUCAUUCAAUCAGUUGGGAGGUCUUUGUACGCUUUGUUUUCUUGAGCAGGUUGAUCGGCUUGUUGGAAAAGACCAUCUCUUCAAACGCAGCAUUAUUCUGAUCAAAGCUUGGUGCUACUAUGAGAGCCGUAUCCUUGGUGCACAUCAUGGUCUCAUUUCUACAUAUGCUUUGGAAACACUGGUUCUUUACAUAUUCCAUCUGUUCCAUCCCUCUUUACAUGGCCCUUUUGCGGUUCUAUACAGAUUUUUGGAUUACUUCAGCAAAUUUGACUGGGAGAACUAUUGUAUUAGCUUGAAUGGUCCAGUUUGCAAAUCAUCCCUUCCUGAAAUAGUAGCUCAGACACCACAUAAUGAAGGAACUGAGUUGUUGGUUAGUGAUGAAUUCUUAAGAAACUGUAUGGAAAUGUUCUCAGUUCCGUCCAGAGACCUGGAAACAAACUCUCGACUGUUUUUGCCGAAGCACCUCAACAUAAUUGACCCCCUGAAAGAAUACAACAACCUUGGGCGUAGUGUCCACAGAGGUAACUUUUACCGAAUACGUAGCGCUUUCAAAUAUGGGGCUCGCAAGCUUGAGCAAAUUCUUUCAUUACCCAAAGAUGAAAUUGCAGAUGAGAUCCAGAAAUUUUUUGGUAACACUCUGCAGAGGCAUGGACGCAAUUGUGGGUCUGAUACUCAAGAUUAUGCUUUGCUAUUUGGUGAAGGGUCCAGUACACUGUAUUCAUCUUCUCCUGCUGCAGUUUUGAGUGAGGAUGACAUGCUUCUGAGAUCAUCAACUAGCGAUUUGGAGAGUGAUGGUCUUUUGAUGGAAGGGCACUACAAUUCUGUACAGCUGUAUAGAUGUUCCAGUGAUUUAGAUUCCUUACAGACGAUGUCAGAACCCUGCUAUUCUCUGGGUGGGACUCCUGUUUCAAGAUAUCUAUGCAAUGGGGAUUCUUGUGACCUUGCAACGCAUAAUUCUUUAGACUUCAGGACUUCAAAUGUCACAUCUGAUUAUUCACCAUAUAUUAAUUAUAGCGGUUCAGGUUUUGGCCAAUAUCGUCACCUAUCACAAUUGUACUUACCCAAGUCAUAUGCAGAAAAUGGCCACUGCAGCCAGACUUACUCAUCUGAUGGUGAAGAAGAUAAGCUGGGCCUUGAUCAAUGGCUGGAACAGGAAGUGAAUCACUUGGACUUGGUCGACACCUCUCAGUCAUGUGUGGAUAGCUUAGAUGGCUUUUGUUCUCGUAGUUCAGCUGUCUCAAGUCCAAGGACCAAUAUUCUAGAGAAUUUAUUACCUGAUAUUAGAGAAAGGGACUCAGGCAGUGUAGUAGAUGCAGAACCUUUAAACCCUUUGGCAAACCUCAGUGGGGACUAUGAUAGUCAUAUAAGGAGCUUGUUAUAUGGACAGUGUUGCAAUGGGUUUGCUCUUUCAGCACCCGGGCUUUCCAAUCCUUCUGUUUUGCGGUCCCGUUUUGGGAACAAGAAGCCUUGGGAUACUGUCCGUCAUUCUAUGCCUCUUAAGCAGGGCUCAUUUUCUCAAAUGAACUCAAGCACUACUAUUGUGGGAUCACCUGCUAGCAGUCAUGCACCACCUGUUUCUGCUUUUCCUUCUGAAGAGAAACACAAAGCUCGAGGGACAGGCACUUACUUGCCCAUUAAGAAUUGUUCUUCCAGGGAUAGACCCUCACAAGGUCGGCCUAGGUUUAAGGCAACAGGGACUCCUUUUCAGUCGGAGAGUCACACUCAUGACAAUGGCUUUGUUCCUGCUUUCAUGGAGACAAACUCUUUGCCGAAAGGUGGCCGUGAGCUCUUGCAUGCUUGGUGUCCUGUUCAGCCUCGCACAAAGUCUGGUGUAUCCUGCCAGUCUCUCCAUUCCAAGGCAGGUGAUACUUGUGCCAAUGGAUUCUCCAAUUCAAUGCGCCGAAUUGAAUUCGGAUCCCUUGGGAACCUGGCUGAUGAUGUGAUAUUAGCCCCUUGUAAUGCUUGUCUCUUAAGUUCGAAUAACCAGAAGAAUGCUACGCCUGAUUUAACUAAAGAAGAAGCAAGGGUUGCAGAUCAGCUAUUUGGCCUUAAGAAUGAAGAUGAGUUUCCUCCUUUGUCGCUAUGAAUGCUUUUUUCGUAGGCAGGUCAACUUGUAUACAGAGAUACAGAGUGGUAAAUUCUUAGGUGCUAACAAACUACAGGACCUCAGUUAGACCUUCUUUUUUUUUUUAUAAAUAAUGUUUUUGACUUUUAAAGCCCAGCUAAAUAAUCGUUUUGCUGUUGAUGGUACAGUGUACAAAAUAAUAAUCCGUGUUUUGUAGAUCUUUUGGUGGUGGUUUUCAUGGUGAUGAUCCCAUGAAUGACCUUCCAGCAUGCCGUGUUGUGUCUAAGCAGUGUUGUAAAAUAGUGUCUGAUAAUGUCCGCGAAUGCUUCUCUUUCUGCUCCCGCAUAGGCAGGUCGGGAAACUCAAAUAUGAGAUGCAGAUGAUAUGUAACGUUCUUCAAAAGCAAAUGUAGUUACUACUGUUUUAAUGUGCUCCUUGCUUUGACCU
Molecule: messenger RNA, 3890 nt
Organism: Coffea eugenioides
Lineage: Eukaryota; Viridiplantae; Streptophyta; Magnoliopsida; Gentianales; Rubiaceae
Exons: 9
Coding region: 876-3464 (862 amino acids)
Molecular function (GO): nucleotidyltransferase activity
Source: RefSeq, a predicted model, not a curated record